AUGGCGGCGCUGAUGGCGCUCCUGCACUGGGACCCACAGGGCGAGAGGCGGAGGCCCCACGCGCGCGUCCGGGUGCUGGGGCUCACGGCCUCCAUCGUGAAGUGCCGGGCGGAGGACCGCGCCCGCUUCGAGCGGGACCGGCAGCGGCUGGUGGACGCGAUGCAGGCGAACAUAGAGGCGUGCGCGGCGCCGCCUCGCGCCCCGCCCACCUUCCGGGAGGUGAGCUGGCCGCUGCCCGGGGAGGACGUCGCGAGGGAGAGGCGCACCCUCGCCGAGGGGCUGGUCAGCCUGGUGCUGGAGCGCGUGGCGGAGCAGGGCGCGAGGUCGAGCGGGAAGACCCUGGGGAAGGUGGUCCGGGCCGCCGGCGUGGUCCUGGAGGAGCUCGGCCGGGAUGCGUUCGUCUUGGCGCUGGAGCACGGCGUCGUCGCCCAGAUCGAGGCCAGGAUCGACGACUGGAAGUGCAUGCCCGAGAGGGAGGCGGCGGCGCGGGCGCUGGAGGGGCGCCUGGGCGGCUGCCGGGCGGCCCUCGAGGAGGCCACGGCGCAGGUGAAGGAGCGGCUCCGGCAGGCCGAGCAGGUGCAGCCCGUCAGCGACAAGGUGAAGGCGCUUGCGCGGGCCCUCCGCGAGACCUGCGACCAGCAGCUGCACGGCAUGGUGUUCGUGUCCGAGGUGAGUCUGGCGGUGCCCCUGGCCAGGCUGCUGCAGGACGAGCUCGGCCUGGCCGUGGAGGUCACCUCGGGCGUGGGGUCCAUGAGGGAGAAGGACCGCAACGACGCCUUCUGGAGGUUCCGGUCGGGCAGAUCCCCCAUCCUCGUGUGCACCGACUGCGCCGAGGAGGGCGUGGACGUCUCGGCCUGCGCCUUCGUGGUCCGCUUCAGCGCCUUCCGCACCUCGAAGGCCCACGUCCAGGGAGCGGGCCGGGCGCGGCUGCCGAGGGCGACUGUCUUCUACAUGCACAACCGCCCCGAGGAGGAGAUCAGGAAGGCCGACCUCAUGCGCGAGGUGGCGGAGGAUGCCUCGCUCCCCGGCCCCCGCGCCACACGCGAGUGCCUGCCGCCCGGCUUCGAGCGCAUCCCUGGGGUGCACCCGCUGGUCUGCCCGCGCACCGGGGCCCAGGUGAACUUUGGGAACGCCCAGAAGCUGCUGCAGGUGUACGUGGCCAAGGUCACCGGGGGCCAGGGCUCGCUGGAGGCCGAGGCCGCACUAGAGGGGGAGGAGGGCGACCUCGCGCCGAUGGUGCCGCUGCUGGUCGGGGCCGCUCGCUCCGGGGCGUCUGGGCUCGUGGUGCCGGGCCCCUGCGGGGGCUGCUUCCUGGCCGAGACGGAGGUCCACAGGUUCUUCGCGGGCGCCGCGGGGGCGCCCGGGCUCCCGGCGCAGCCGAGGCUCCACCUCUGCUACGUGGCCGUGCUGGUCCUGCGCAGCAGGGGCUGGCUGGACGACCACAACUGCGUCCCCGAGGGCGUGGUGCGGCAGACCGCGUGGCCCGUGGAGAUCGGGAGCGUCCCCGUGCUGUCGCUGCGGCCAGGCUGGCGGCCGCUGGGCCUGCUGGGCGCCGACCGGGAGGCGGCGCCGGCCCGGCCGCCCGCACCGCAGGGCGGCGAGAGCAAAAGGAGGCGGCACGCCGCGGGCGGCGCGGAGCAGGCGAAGCUGGAGGCGAUCUGGCUGGACCCGCUCGCCAUCGAGAACACGCAGAAGACGGUGAACAGGACCUUCUCGAACGGGGAGUGCGUCUUUCGACUCAUGGUGGCGCUCGUGCUCGGGACCAGCCGGGCCGCCGAGCUCCCGCCGAUGCGCGUGUCGUUCGACGAGGGAUCGAGACGGUGGUUCUCGGCGGACAACCGCCGGUGCUUUGCGAUGAAGGUCGUGGCGCCCCUCAUCCAGUUGCAGUCAGUUGAGGUUGAUCCGAUCAACUGGACCUCCGAGAUGGGCAACAAGUUGAACCAGAGGACAAUUGUUGGCGACGUUUGGGCCACCACCCAGGAGAGCAUUGAGGCGGUGCGCCAAGAGGUCGCGGCCGCUGCGCAGAGCAUGCCCGAGGGUGCAGAGCACGGCGCCGAGACCGAUCACGAGGCUGCCGAUGCGACCGCAGUUGCCAUGGCCGUACGUGGCAGCCCGCGCAGCGCAGCUGACAUACGUAAGCACGCGGCGCAGGCUCCUGGAACGCCCUCGCGGGACACGGCGGUGGAGCCAGCGAGGGAGCUGGGCGGCAACUGCAGCGGCUGCGGCGGAGGCGACCCUGGCCGCGGCCUCGACGGUGCCCUCCUGGCGCCGCAGGAGAGCUGCCUCUGA
This is a messenger RNA of Prorocentrum cordatum, 2289 nucleotides long. Lineage: Eukaryota; Dinophyceae; Prorocentrales; Prorocentraceae. The record is from the annotation of a GenBank genome assembly.